CGCAAAGCUCACGCUACGGUACGCCAUUUGUGUCUAGCAGCAAAAAAGCGCGGACGGUGGAAAUAGUGACAUAAUAAUGGGAUUUUGAUCCUGUUUUGAUGAUACCAAUCAGCUUCAUUGUCUCAAAGCAUAGCAGGAUAUGAAAUGGAUAAAAGACCAAUAUUAGGAGAAGCGGUUGCUGAAAAACAAGUGUCUGAAAUUGACUCCAGUGCUGAAGUGCAGGCUAAUGACGUGGAGAUGAAGGAAACCAAAGGAGAUGAGACAGAUGAAAAAGUCGUAGAGAUGCAGUUGCCAGACUCUGCACCUGAAGAAGGGGACAACCUGUGCACAGUCUGCGGUUUUUCAGCAAAGUGUCCAAGAUCACUGAAGAUUCACUAUACACGAAAGCAUGGAAGAAGCCCAGCUAAAGCCCCCAAACCUUCAGAGCCAAGUCAAACUAUCUCUGAUUCCAGUGUAGCCAAAAUUCAACAGGGAACGUUAAUGGAGACGGAAAAAGAUGUGAAACAAAACCAGAAAUCUGAUAAUGGGGUGAAAUCAGCAGCGAGUGACAAUGGCAUGAAUGUGAAGAGUUUAAAUAAAAAGCAAAAGCUUGCAGACAAACAGCAAACAGAUCAAGAGGAGCCAAGCCAAGAAAGAAGAGUGAGCAAACGAACCCCAAAACCGAAGAUUAUUUAUUCCUGCAACUUCUGUGGGCAAGAGUUUAGGGACAAGUCUCCUCUUGAUGUUCAUGUCCAGAGAUACCAUACCAAAGAUGUCCCAUACACAUUUGAAGAGGAGAACGUGGGUGAACAUGAGGAAUCUGAGGACAUAGGCGACGUUGUUAAACCUACACAAACACGAGUGGCACCCAAACGUGCUCUCAACAGUUUCCAGCUUAAGUGUACAGACUGCGAUUUCAGGGUCAGCACUGCAGCGGUGCUGGAGAGGCACGCUCGUGUCGAACACCCAGACCUGGAGUGGUACCGCUGCAAAUUGUGUAACUUUUUCGCGACCACAUCUGAGUGGAUGGAUGCCCACCUGACCUCGGAGGGCCACUUGCAGCAGCAGAAAGAGAAGGGCGAAGAAUCUUCCUCGUUUGAAGCGUGUGUUGAGAGCGUAAGCAGAGAGUGUGCUGGAGAUGCGGGUGGGAUGGAUCAGGUGACUCCUGAAGAUGAGAUGGCAAUAUUAAAAGAACAGCAAACCGAUGAGGCAGCAGAGGCCACCAUUUCCGUGUUGGUAGAGGAUGAGGAGGCAGAGCUUGAACCUCCCAAAAAGAAAAAAGGAAGACCAAAGCAAGGCUCUACUACCACAUGUGGAUACUGUGGCCUUGUUGUGUCCAACGCCACUAACCUCACUGUUCAUGUUCGCCGAAAACACAGCAAAGAUUAUGGCUACAGCUGCACGCUGUGCAACUACAGCUGUGUGACCAAAGGAGACAUGGAUCGCCACUGUUUAACUAAGAAACAUAUUAAACGAGUACAAGGGGGCGCAAAUAAGAACCCAGCUACUAGUUACAUCAGUCCAGCAUUGCCAGAACCUACAAAUACGCCCGCCUCAAAUACGGUCAAAAAUGAAGAAUCUGACGACACAUUUCCUCAAGAACAAAAAGUAGAAGAAGAGACACGGCCAGAAACACGUCAACAAAAAAGUAAAUACGACUCUGUUAAUGCGUGCAACCUCUGCGAUUUUAUAGCUCAGUCGAUCCCUUCCCUCCAUCUUCAUGUCAAGCGAAAGCACACCAAAGAUUUUGAGUAUGCCUGUUUGGCAUGUGGCUACUAUGCUGUAAGUAGCAGGGAAAUGUAUCGCCAUGCCAGCACAGAGAAGCAUAAACAGAAGAGCCAGAGAUACCAAGGAUGUCAAGGAAACGAAGGACAAAGAGAAAUAGAAGUCCCAUCGAAGGAGAUGGUUGAGCCUCCUGGGGAAAACUCCAACUCUGACUGUGAACGGCCCAACCCCACAGAUGUGUCUGAAUCUCGUUCCAGUGAUGAUCAACUUGUAGAAGUCCAGAAUACACCAGCGCCCUCUGUCGUCUCAGAGUCUGCCAAUGUUGUGGUUAUUGGAGAUGAAAAGGAAGCACCCUCUGCUGGUAGUGAGCUGGAUUCUGAGCCCCAGCAGGCUCCAGCAGAAUUUCAGGAGGAAAAGGGUAAAAAAGCAGAGGACGAACAUUUAAAAGAAGAUUCGAUGAGUGUAGAGACACAGAUGUCCAAAGCUCCUCCCUUUGAUCCCUGUAUUGUGUCUGUCAAGUCGUUUGCUGAGCAGGGGCAUGCACUGCAGGAGAAUAUACCUCAGGAAAAUGAAGGCUCUGUGAUAUGUUUGACUGGAGGUUCACCCUCUGGCUUCCUGUCCCCCAGCUCCUCUUAUGUUAAGAAACUCAAGUCCAAGGAACCAAAGGUUAGGGAAGAUGCCAAAGGAAGCAGUUCCCACAUUCGCUGUGAGGACUGCGGCUUCAUGGCGGACGGUAUCAGCGGCCUCAACGUCCACAUCUCCAUGAAGCACCCGUCCAAAGAGAGGCAUUUCCACUGUUUGGUGUGCGGCAAGUCCUUCUACACCGAGAGCAACCUGCACCAGCACCUGACCAGUGCAGCACACCUGCGCAACGAGCAGAACAGCGUUGAGGAGCUGCCCGAGGGGGGCGCCAGCUUCAAGUGCGUGAAAUGCACAGACCGCUUUGAAUCGGAGCAGGAUUUGUUCUUUCACAUCAAGGAGAAACACGAGGAGCUUCUGAGGGAGGUCAACAAGUACGUGCUGGAGGACACGGAACAGAUCAACCGUGAGCGGGAGGAGAACCAGGGCAGUGUGUGUAAAUACUGCGGCAAGGUGUGCAAGAGCAGCAACUCCAUGGCCUUCCUGGCACACAUUCGCACACACACCGGAUCGAAGCCCUUCAUGUGCAAGAUCUGCAAUUUCGCAACUGCACAGCUGGGAGACGCCAGAAACCACGUAAAGAGACAUCUCGGCAUGCGGGAGUACAAAUGCGACAUAUGUGGAUGGGCCUUUGUGAUGAAGAAGCACCUCAGUACCCACCUGCUGGGAAAACAUGGAGUCGGUCAGCGUAAAGAAAGGAAGUUUGAGUGCGAGUUGUGCGACCGCACCUUUAGUGAAAAAUGGGCCUUGAACAACCACAUGAAACUGCACAGUGGGGAGAAACCGUAUAAGUGCGCCUGGCCAUCCUGUCACUACGCCUUCCUCAACCUGUCAGCCAUGAAGGACCACUACAGGACACACACUGGAGAGAAGUCCUAUCUGUGUGACCUGUGUGGAUUUGCUGGAGGCACGAGACACGCCCUCACCAAACACAGACGCCAGCACACAGGAGAGAGACCCUUCAAGUGUAAGCUGUGCAACUUCGCCUCCACCACGCAGUCCCACCUUUCGCGGCACAAACGUGUUCACACUGGGGAGAAACCGUACCGCUGCCCCUGGUGCGACUACAGAUCCAACUGUGCGGAGAACAUCCGGAAGCACAUCCUUCACACAGGGAAACAUGAGGGCGUAAAGAUGUACAACUGUCCCAAAUGUAACUACGCCACCAACGCUCCCAUGGAGUUCCGCAAUCACCUGAAGGAAAAUCACCCCGAUAUUGAGAAUCCAGACCUUGCCUACUUGCAUGCAGGUAUCGUACACAAGUCCUUUGAGUGUCGUCUGAAAGGCCAGGGGGCUGCAUUCGUGGAAGCAGAGGCUCUGGGCUCUCCUACACACAGGAAGGGCUCCUCUGAUGCAUCCAGCCAGGAAGAAUCUGUCCAGCAGGUCAUCAUCAUCCAGGGCUAUGGAGACGAGGAGGUGGCCAUCGACCAGGCCCUGGAGGAGUCGGCUGCUGCCACCCUACAGACGCUGGCCAUGGCCGGCCAGGUUGCCGAGGUACUCCACAUCACUGAAGAUGGACAAGUCAUUGCCUCAGGCAGGGAGGUGGCAGCUGCAGGGGCCCACCUAGCAGGGGGCAGCACCCAGUACGUGGUCUUGGAGUCCGGGGACGCCAGAAAGGAGCUGCAGGCUGUGGCCAGAGGAGGGAUGGCAGUCACAGCUGCUGCAGGACAAAGUCCAAUUGUUUCUGAGUCGUCCACCGCCCUGGAUGCUUUGCUCAGUGCCGUCAGUGAAAUGGGCCAACAGGAGGAAAUCCAAGGAGAAGCCACCGUCAUUCAUGAGGUGGUGACCCCUGAGGUGGCUGAGGCUACUCAUGCUGCAGUGCAGGAGCAGGUGAAACAAGAGGAAGAGGAGGUGCAGGUCAUCCAGGAGUCCGGCCACGAAAACAUGCAGGAGGUGCUGCAGCUCGCCGCCUCCCAGAUGAUGAAGGAAGGCCUAACACAGGUCAUCGUCAACGAUGAGGGCACCCACUACAUCGUGACAGGGCUGGAUGACUGCACCUUACAGGUGGAGGAGGGGGUGUAUGGAGAGACCGGGGCAGGCGAUGGGGAGGCGCAGCAGGUAGCGCAGCAAACCGGGGAGGAAAUGGUCGUCUAUCUAGAUGAAGAUUCUCAUAACAUUGUCCUGGAAGGUUAGAGGAAUAGAGUUAUUUUUAUCAUUUCAUUUCCCCUGUUCAGCUCUGUUAAAGCCCAAUUUACAUAAAAUAUUAGUUUUUCUGAGUGUCCCCAUUAAUUUUACCCUGUUUGACUAUGUGUGUACAUUACUUCUGUUUUCUAAAAUCUUCAUUUGAGGUAUGUCAAACUCAGGUUCAACAUUAUUUCUUUACAGAAACAGUGAGGGAAAGAGGUUUGGUGCAAAGUGUAAUAACUUGCAAAGCAAACGGGCACCAAUUCUAUAAAAAAAAAAAAAAGAUCUAUGACAUGCAACUACAGGAAAUCAAUAUGUUUGCUUCCUCCUCAAAUAUUUUCUAAAAAUUAAUCAAACAUACUGAGAGUUAAAUUGUUCAUAUGGAUUCAGUUUUCUAGCUUUUUCUUUUCUUCAUGAAAAGUCUUUUUAUUGCCAUCAUAAGUUUAGUUUAGAGUCCUUCAGUAGUACAGCAAGUUUGUCCUUUAUUUCCUUUUUCUAGCAUUUGUACCAUUUUUUUAAAAAUUCUGAUCUUACAUAAUAUAUGUUUAUGUGUAACGAAGUACCACUGUUAAUUUUUCAUUCUAGUUUUGUUUUUGUCAAUCCUUUAGUUUUUGGAAAAGCUCUAAAUAUUAAUGCAAUUUCAUUUCUGACAAUAAAGAUUGAGCCUAAUUUUUAA
Messenger RNA from Melanotaenia boesemani (Boeseman's rainbowfish), 5143 nucleotides. RefSeq names its product zinc finger protein 407 (gene znf407). Gene Ontology annotation, molecular function: zinc ion binding; RNA polymerase II cis-regulatory region sequence-specific DNA binding; DNA-binding transcription factor activity, RNA polymerase II-specific. NCBI's taxonomy places the organism in Eukaryota, Metazoa, Chordata, Actinopteri, Atheriniformes, Melanotaeniidae. The record is from RefSeq and is a predicted model, not a curated record. The coding region runs from base 145 to 4476 and encodes 1443 amino acids. The transcript has 10 exons. Gene Ontology annotation, biological process: regulation of DNA-templated transcription.